AUGCGGGUGCUGAGUGGGCUGCUCUUGCUGACUCUGUGCCUGGCCCACGGGGAGGCCUUUGUGUUCUCCUCGAGGGAGAAAGCCAAGGAGCCGCUGGAGAAGGUGCCCUGCGGGGCGCACUCCCGCGUCAGGCCCAACCUGCCGGCGCAUGCACAGGGCUGGCUGGCCAGCAAAUGGCUCGGGCUGCUCUUCAUCAUCACGCUGUACGUGGUCCUCAAGUUCCGGCUCCACAGCGCCAAGGCCAAGGCCAAGCAGGAGCAGAGCCCCACCGCCCUCCGGAUCGCUCCGUCACGCUCUCCAAUUAGGAAGAACCAGCAUGACUGCCCGGGCAAGGACUACACGUUCCUGACCCUGACCCACCUGGAGAAGGACCUGGUGCAGUUCCUGUCCAAAGUGCGGGAGCUCAAGGCAGCCGUGAUCACUGGCAGUAACCUCCGGCUGUUCAGCUCGGACUUCCCUGCGGACUCGCAGAGCUGUGUUACGAUAUAUGAAGUGUGGGGGUCGACUGCUGAGUGAAGGGGUGGGUGUCGGCGUGGGAGAGAGGCUGGGCGCUGGCAGGCAGCACCCAGACGAAUAAAGCUAUUCUGAAGGACGAGUCCAGCACCAGGUCUCUCCCUGCCCCUGCACAGCAGAGGGAUGAGCCAAGCCCGAGGCACGGCGCAGGCACCCGUGGAUCUGUCCCGCCUCACCUGUGUUCAGAGCUGAGGGGAAAGGGGGCUGAUGGUGGCCAGGGGCAGUGACAGUCCAGACCGUGAUGUGAUGGUGUGGCAGGGCUGUGGAACCUGGAGGAGAGAUGCACGUAAACACUGCUGGUUUCUCCUGUUCAGCAUCUGAUUUGUGCAGCAUAGGGAACAGAUUCCUAGUCGUGACAAAGGACAGCUUUACAAAACAAUGCGCCAGGCGUGGUGGUGCAGGCCUGCAAUCCAGGCACCGGGGAGAGAGGCAGAUCCAGGAGGAGCACUGAGUUCCAGGCCAGCCUGGGCUACAUAGUGGGCUCUGUCUUAAAACUAGCCAGGCAAGAGGGCACAAGCCAUCAUCCCAGCACUCAGGAGGCUGAGGCAGGAGGACUGCUGUGAGUUGGAGGCCAGCCUGGGCUACACAGCAAGCCCCUGUCUCAAUAAAUAAAUGAAAUUUUAAAAAUGAAGAGAUAGGGAAAAGUGUUCUUGCCACCAGAAAAGUGGCUUUAUUUAUCCCAUCCUAUGAAUUCCACUUAAUAACUGUUUCUUUUAGGCAACUGGCUCAUGUCUACAGCUGGACUAAGAAAACAGCCUCGCACUUUGUGUCUAGGGAUUUGGGAUGGAGAUGAGCUAUGCAGGGAUUCCCAGAUUAUUCAGUGAGCUCUCCUGGCUUGUUAGGGCGGCUGCAUAUACUACUAAUGCACUUAGGGGCGUGAAACUGCACCCCGAGUGUCCGCAGGUGUCCGGAGCUCUGCCUGCUGCUUCCCAGCUCAUUCCUGGGGUUCGAGCUAAGGCAAGAUGGAAGCUGCCUGUCUCGUCUCCACACUUUAUGUCUAAGAGAAGGUCUCACUAGGUAGCCCAGGCUGCACUCCAGCUCACAGCAGUCCUCCUGCCUCAGCCUCCCUAAGGCUGGGAUUACAGGUGUGUGCGUCACCCUGCCUGGCUGAAUGGAGAUUUUUUAAAUGGGUACGUGUGUGCCUGUGUGUGUGCACAUGUGUGUACAAAUUUGUGAUCUGAGUACAGGUGCAGUGUCCAGUGUUUUUCCAUUUUACCAGUAGACACUGAGGCCGAUGCUUGGCAAACAUCAGCUCAUGGACAGAAUCCGACCCAUUUGUCCAUAUGGUAUGGCCAGUGAAUUAAUGGUGAUUUUUAAGUGACUGAAAAAAAAUAAAUAAAAGAGGCUUGAAAUUCAAA
Molecule: messenger RNA, 1871 nt
Organism: Cavia porcellus (domestic guinea pig)
Lineage: Eukaryota; Metazoa; Chordata; Mammalia; Rodentia; Caviidae
Product: protein FAM209
Exons: 2
Coding region: 1-516 (171 amino acids)
Source: RefSeq, a predicted model, not a curated record